This is a messenger RNA of Telopea speciosissima, 2388 nucleotides long. RefSeq lists its product as uncharacterized. The record is from RefSeq and is a predicted model, not a curated record. The transcript has 5 exons. Lineage: Eukaryota; Viridiplantae; Streptophyta; Magnoliopsida; Proteales; Proteaceae. The coding region runs from base 1 to 2388 and encodes 795 amino acids. Gene Ontology annotation, molecular function: nucleic acid binding; RNA-DNA hybrid ribonuclease activity.
AUGAAGGGUCAUCUCAAUAAUGAUGCUCUAGUUUCGGUCUUGGAUGCAGUGCAAUCUGUAGUUCCUGAUGAGUUAAAUGAUGCUUUAUGCUCUACUCCCUAUGAGGAGGAAAUCCAGGGUGCCUUAUUUAGAAUGGCUCCAUUGAAAUCCCCAGGGCCGGAUGGCUUUCCCCCUGUGUUCUAUCAGAAGUGUUGGGAGGUGGUGAAGGAUGACUUGGUGGAUGCCCCUGAAAGUGCUGACCAAUUCCGGCCUAUUAGCUUGUGUAACAUUGCUUUCAAGAUUGUAACCAAGCUCAUUGCUGAUCGGCUUAGUGGGGCUUUGGAUCAGAUUAUCUCCCCUUCUCAGUCGGCCUUUAUCCCAAAUAGACUUAUUUCAGACAACAUUUUGGUGGCUCACGAAUUGUUUCAUUACAUCAAGAAGCUGAGGAAAGGAAAGGAGAGGUACUUUGACCUAAAGUUAGAUAUGCGAAAGGCAUAUGACAGACUGGAGUGGAGCUUUAUCGAAGGUAUGCUUCUUAAGCUUGGCUUUAGGAGCACUUGGGUUCAGUUGGCUCUUACUGCUACUAUUAGAAAGGCUGAGUUGACUGGUGAUCUUAAGGGGGUUAGAGUUUGGCAUAGAGGUGUUCCUGUUACUCAUUUACUUUUUGCAGAUGACUGCCUGUUAUUUGCUAAAGUUAACCUGCAGGAGGUCAAUGCUCUAAAGGAUUGCUUGGAUAUCUAUUGCAAAGCUACUGGGCAGGUUGAGUAUGGUGAUGGGCCGAGCAAGUACUUAGGCUUGCCUACGCAUUUUGGUGUUUCUAAGAAGGAGAUUUUCAAUGACAUCAAGGAGAAAACUCUUAAUAAGCUUCAGGGGUGGAAGGAGAAAUUACUGUCUCAUGCAGGGAAAGAAGCUUUGAUUAAAUCUGCAGUGGCUCCUAUGGCAAACUAUGCUAGCUCCCAUUUCAAGCUCCCUACCUCUUUUCAUGACUCGGUGAGGAAAGCAUCUGCGAGCUUCUAUUGGGGUGAUUCUGAGGAGAAGAAGAAUAUUCACUGGAUGUCUUGGCAGCGCCUGUGUAGACCAAAGUCUAGAGGAGGUUUGGGCUUUAAGGAUUCCAAGCUGCAAAACCGAGCUCUCCUUGCAAAAGCUGCUUGGCGGCUUUGGUCUAGUCCGAACUCCCAUUGGGCAAAAUUUUUUAAGUCUAUUUAUUUCCCUCACUGUGACUUCUUGGAGGCUAGAGUGGGUAAUCGUCCCUCGAGGGGCUGGAGAAGUAUCUUGGUGGGUCGCGAUGUUAUUCUUGAAGGGUUUAUUUGGAAGAUAGGUGAUGGUACAAGGAUCAGAAUUUGGGGUGAUAGUUGGGUUCCAACUCUACCGAAUUGGAAAUUACAAUGCCCUAGACUGGAAGGGUGUAAUAUAGAGAUGGUGGCGGAUCUUAUCGACCAGUCCAAUAGAAGAUGGAAUCUCAAACUUCUACAUUCAGUUUUCGACCCUACUGAUAGGAAUGCUAUUCUUAAAAUCCCCCUAAGUCUUUACCUCGGUGUUGAUAAGAGAUGUUGGGGAGCUUCAAAGAAUGGUCUUUUUUUUGUUAAGUCAGCUUAUCAUUUUCUUGCCAAGAAGGAAGAUGAGGUUAUCUCUGCCAGGGCGUCGUCUUCUAGAUCUCGGCAGUGGGAGCUUACUCCGGAUGUGGUUUGGAACCGGAUCUGGUCCAUCCAAACUUUACCAAAGAUUAAAGCCUUCUUGUGGCGAGUGUGUAACGAAGCUAUUGCUUCAGGCGCUAGUUUACAAUUGAGAAAGGCUUGGACUCCUUCUGAGGUUCUUCAAAUGGUCGAUAAGGCUUAUGAGGAGUUCUUCAGUUCUGUGCUUAAGCCUAUGGAUCGUCCUAUUAAUUUUGAUAGAAGUUCCCCUCGUGAUUGCCUUCAUUGGUCUCCCCCCCCUGUGGGCAGUAUUAAGGUUAAUUGUGAUGCAACGCUCACGAAGGAUGCAGUGAAAGGUGGCUUGGGUAUGGUCUUUAGAGACCAUACUAGGAGGUUGCUAAAUGCUCGAUCCCUCCCUCAGUUGUUUGGCUCGAUCAUCCAAGGGGAGUUACUGGCUAUCCGAGGUGCGCUGAUUUAUGCUUUGGAGCUUGGGUAUGUCAAGCUUGCGGUGGAGUCUGAUAGCAUGGAUGCUAUCUUGUGUAUUGAAGGAAAGAAGACCCCGGUUUGGGAAGUGGAGAAUCUAGUUGCUGAUGUGAUUAGAUUGAUACCAUCUUUUGAUUCUGUUGUUUUUUCCUUUGUUUCUACGGAUAUGAAUGGUGUUUCAGAUGCCCUAACCAGGAAGGCCCUGUCUCUUGGGUGCUUGACACAUUCCAUUCGGUGGCUUCAGGAUCUUUGUGAUACUGAAGCUGCUGGUUGUACUCCCCCCUCUCAUCAAUAA